ACGAUGGGCAAUGCAAAUUCCGUCCAGCUGGAGGACCUCGUUGGGUCGACAAACUUCACAGCAGAGGAAAUUCAGCGGCUGCACAAGCGGUUCUCCAAGCUGGACCGCGACAACUCUGGCACAAUUGACAAGGACGAGUUUUUCUCGAUCCCGCAGCUGGCCAACAACCCGCUGUCGUCGCGGCUGAUUGACAUUUUCGACACAGACGGCGGCGGUGACGUUGACUUUAAGGAGUUCAUUACUGGCCUGAGCACGUUCAGCAGCAAGGGGCGCGAGGAGGAGAAGCUGCGGUUCAUGUUCAAAAUCUACGACAUGGACCGCGACGGGUAUAUCUCGAAUGGCGAGCUGUUUCUGGUGCUCAAGAUGAUGGUGGGCAACAACCUGACGCCGCAGCAGCUGCAGCAGAUCGUCGACAAGACGAUCAUGGAGGCCGACAAGAACGGCGACGGCAAGAUUGAUUUUGACGAGUUCCGGCGGUUUGUUGCCCGGACCGACGUCGCCAACCAGCUGACGAUCGACGAGCAAAAGUUCUAGCCAUUCAUUAUUAGGUGUGCUUUAAUAAAGAGAGUAACCAACAACGUCCAUUAGUGCCAGGUGUUGGUG
This is a messenger RNA of Linderina pennispora, 603 nucleotides long. Its product is annotated as calcineurin regulatory beta sub-unit. Gene Ontology annotation, molecular function: calcium-dependent protein serine/threonine phosphatase regulator activity; calcium ion binding. The record is from RefSeq and is a predicted model, not a curated record. The coding region runs from base 4 to 534 and encodes 176 amino acids. The transcript is spliced from 2 exons. Lineage: Eukaryota; Fungi; Kickxellomycota; Kickxellomycetes; Kickxellales; Kickxellaceae.